Molecule: messenger RNA, 6776 nt
Organism: Hypoxylon fragiforme
Lineage: Eukaryota; Fungi; Ascomycota; Sordariomycetes; Xylariales; Hypoxylaceae
Product: ARM repeat-containing protein
Exons: 4
Coding region: 505-6246 (1913 amino acids)
Biological process (GO): replication-born double-strand break repair via sister chromatid exchange; regulation of gene expression; establishment of mitotic sister chromatid cohesion
Cellular component (GO): Scc2-Scc4 cohesin loading complex
Molecular function (GO): chromatin binding
Source: RefSeq, a predicted model, not a curated record
AUCUACAUAUGUAAUCUACCUAGGUAUGUAAUGGUCAAUCACAUUACCUAAAGCUUCCGAGUCGCGCAAGGCUAGCUGUCAGGCUGUUCUCAACUUCUCAUCCAAUACCUAACCAAAGCUCGAGUUCUCACAGUUUCUCACAACUCUUCACGACCUCUUCACGAUCCUUUCACGUCACGACAUCCCUUCACAAAAACCUUUCCGACCUACCCAUCGAGAUCGCAACCAAGAUCCGCUGCCCACUUCAUAAUUCAUAACAUCAAGUACGCAUGGCACGAUUCGCGCUCGCGCCUCGUUCUUUCCGGGAAAGGUGAAUGCGAUGAGGUGGCAUAGUAAAAGUUGAAUUCAUCUUCAACGCUUUUGAUACUGCGGGACCCCAAGGUCACGUAAUCACGGCGAAUACCAGGCUAUUUCAGUAAGAGUAGGAGUAGGAGUAGGAGUAGGAUAUCUACAACAGUAUCUGGAAUUACGACAUCAGUUCGCGGUAUCUUAAUCACCGACACCAUGGCAAACCCAUCGUCUAGCAACCAGAAUGGUGUCGCGCCGCACUUCGAGCAGCAAGCCUACCUUCGACCUGAUCCUGGCAUGCAUCAACAGCAACAGAACAAUUCAAAGCCCUUCACUUUGAACGAGGCAUUGCCGUAUACUCCAUUCACAUCGGUCUUUCCUUUUGAACCAGAUAUCAUCAGCAAUCCUACCAUCGGCUCGGGACCUCUUGCGCCUUCGCUCGCUAGUCUUGUCUCUCGAGAAGACUUCGAUGCCCUGAAUAAGGAGGCAGAUAACCCAAAUCACUCUAGACGUGUUGAGGGUAGUCUUGAGUUUGUUCAGCAUCUUCUCAGAGCUGAUAAAACACCCUUUGAAUUUAAGACAGCCCCGAGAAAUAGCCCCCCACUCAAUAAGCCGUUCAAGAAUCUUGCAGAUGGCAUAUCACCGUUUGCGCGGAUGGUCUAUGACAAUACGGCCAUAUUUUUCAAGUCUUCUCCCGAAGCUUUAAACGGUCAUAAUAUGUCACCAGGUGGUGCUAAGAAGUUAUCGCCUAAGGCGCGCAGACAGGAGCUAUCUAAAGUUGUUAAGCACAAUCCUGCCACAACAAAUGUACAGGCCGUCAUGCAGAACAAAUCUCGGAUUGAGGUACACUUGCCAACACGCAAAGAACUGGAUGCAGCACCACCUAUGAAUGCGCCUAUAAAUACGCCUAUGAAUGCACCUAUGAAUGCACCUAUGAAUGCACUUAUGAAUACACCUGCUAUACUACCAUCCCCAGCAGCACAAGUUCAAUCUCAGACUGUUUCGCUUGCAGACCUAAUGGUAACACCAAAGCCACCACCUGUCUCGGCAUCACAAGUCCCGCAACGGUCUCCUUCAUUGGCAACUAGUGUGCCACCCGAAACACCACUGCCAAUGCAUACAGAGAAGGUACCUCAAGCUUCCAGGCCACCAUCCCAUCCAGCACAGCAGAACCAACCUACCACCUCAUCAGCCACUCCUAAACAGGCCAUUAUUAGGGUUGAGCUGCCUGCAGUGAGCUUCAAUAGAGAUGAGUUUGCUGUAGUGCCCGACUCACCCGAUACUCCAACACAUUUAUCUGCCAAGAGGAAACAGGCUAUAUAUGAUGAGUUUGACGAGCCCCUUGGUGGGGUGCUCAACCAGCGCGAGCUCUCCGAUGUGGCUUUUGCGGACCUACGCAGAUGUUUUCAAGAGAUAUUCCUUGCCGAGGACCAAGUGUCAAAUGAGCGUGGUAGUGGUUCCCAUUUAGUUACAUUAACGAAUGAACAGGGAGCGACUUUGACAAUAGCCGCACAUGACAAAGCGCAAAGGCAAAUCAAUAGAGCUAUCAGUCUUGGAUGUUUCCGCCAAGCGCCUUUAGACGAUCUUCUUCGAAUUCAAACACUCAGCGAGGGCUCUUUAAGACAGGCAGAUGCGCUUGACUUCAAGUUAGAUGAGUCGUGGGGUGAAACCGAGGUCGGCUUUUGGCUUCAGCAGCUUCCUGAUAUUGAGGUGGGCCUUAAAGCUACCCGCACAUCACUUCGCAUCAUGUGUGGAGGCCGAGAGGAAAGGCAACUAUAUUCUGAAGACUUGAUCCAGCUAGGUUUGACUCUCUUCCGAAAUGUCAUAGAGGACAUUAUUAUCCCAACUGCCGAGUUGCGAAGUACCGGACCUACAGGCAACUUAUUUCGCCUACUUACGAUGCACAAGAAGGCCCUCAGUACUCUAUUCACCACCUGCCAGAAAGUAUUUACUCUGAUGUCGGAUUUGAUAGUCAGUAUUGACCUUUCCGAGACCGUCGUGCAUACAUUAGAGUUUGUGGCAUCACGUCUCAUCUUUGUCGAGAAUGCGCACACCGAGAAAGACUCGGUGGUCGGUGUCCAAAAGUUCGAUGCUCUUCGUCUUGUCGCCAUGAAUGUUCUGUCACAAAUUUUCUUGAUGAAUCCUCCCCAGCGAGAAGGCAUCUUCAAUGAAAUCCUAACCUCACUCGAAAAAUUGCCAAUUGGUAAGCAAAGUGCCAGGCAGUUCAAGCUAUCGGAAGGGAAAAGUAUUCAACCGGUUUCCGCAUUGAUUAUGCGGCUGAUCCAGUCAAGUGCUGGAAAGGCAGAUGAUCGAAAGGAGAAACUUCGAGGUCGGAUGAUACGGAACUUGGAAGAGGAUGAUGAAAGUGGCACUAAGGAUAUCGUCACUUCUGCUGAAGCUAUGAAUGGGAAGGCAGAAAAUCCUUAUACUAUCCGAACCGAAGAACACGCCGCAGUUCACCACUCAACGGCCAUCCAGGAGCUCCAGACUCUUGCCAAAAUGCUUGCCGGCGAUGCUUACCGCAACGCUAAUUAUGUUAUCAACUUCAUAGUUAAGCGGGCAUUAAGAUCUACAAAGACUGGGGAUACGCCGUAUCGAAACCUACUUGAUUUGUUCAUUGAGGAUUUUACCACGUGCUUAGACUCCCCAGAUUGGCCUGCAGCGGAGCUGCUACUUCAACUUACAAUGCUCAUUAUGGUCCAACAGGCUAGUGGCGACAAAAAUGCAGCGCCGGCCAGGAACAUGGCAUUGGAACUCCUCGGUGUUAUGGCCGCGGCUAUAUCGAAGCUGCGCUCACACGUUCGGAAAACAGCUACCAAUUUUGAGGGAAGUGACGCGGAUGAACUCGGUCGAUGGCUAGCUGAUAUCACUCUCAAUGUUCUCGAGGGCAAUAUGUCAACAGAGAAGACAGUCAGUUGGCUAGGGCCGUAUCGCGUUGUACUAGAAUAUCUCCAGGAUCGCUUGGGUGACGACCCUUACCUGAAAGGUGCUAUAUCCUAUCUAAUUACAGAUUGGGGCUCCCAGGUUGGCCUUGGGUACGAGUCUGAUGCCUGUGAAGAUCUAGAAGAUCGUUUUUCUGAAUUUGGGAGGGUCGCUUUCCGUCUCCGUAAUAUGAUUGAGGAUCCGAAGUGGCUCUCCCGAGAGUAUAGCUUCAAGUCAGUGGUUCCCAACCACGCAAAGCUCUCCUACUCCAUCAUAUUACUCCGAUCAAAUUUCUGCGCGUCAUUUAAGAAAAUCUUAAACAUACUCAUGGGAUCUAUGACGACAGACCAAGCAACUGUGCGAAGCCGUAGUCUCAAGAGUAUUAAUCUCGUGCUUGACACAGAUCCAGCCAUUCUCGAUGGCGACAGUGCAUUCAUCCAGCUUAUUCUCCGAUGUUCUAAUGACUCCUCGCCACAAGUGCGUGAUUCGGCCUUGGGCCUCAUCGGAAAAUGCAUGAGCAUGCGCCCUAAACUAGAGGAGACAAUGACCCCAACAGUCAUCCAGAGAUUCAUCGAUACCGGCGUAGGUGUACGAAAGAGAGCGAUGAAACUGGCUAAAGAUAUCUACUUAGGCAAUGACAGCAAACUGAUUCGCAGCACGAUCGCACAUGGUUUACUGCACCGCACUCAGGAUCCGGAUGAAGGUGUACGAGAACUUGCGAGGCAGAUGAUAGAAGAAGUCUGGAUCUCUCCUUUCUAUAAAGAGGAUGAUUCGGUCGCCUUCAAACAAUCCAUCACAGACCACGUCACCCUUAUGGUCCAAACUGUUAAGCAGGGUAAUACGGCCCUCGUGCUUGACAAGGUCUUCCAGACGAUACUUUCGCCAGAUUCAAAACUCGCCGAGGCUAAUGCGCGAGUCUGCACAAGGCUUGUUGCAAACUUGGUCGACCUCAUCGAUAGUCCUGAGUCUGAUGACCCGUCUGUACCCUCUAGCCGAGAUGCAUUCCAAGUUCUCAUGAUAUUGGCAAAGGCUGACCCUAAAUUAUUCACCUUCGAACAAAUUCGACAACUUGAGCCUCACAUUGCCAGUGUCAGCACGAGUGAGGAUCUGGCGGUUUCAAGGGCUGUAGUUGUCAUCUAUCGUCGAGUGCUGCCACGAGUGUCUAGCGUACAUUCGAAAUUUCUUUCUGAUAUUCGCAAGGCACUCAUGCCUGCAACUUCGAAAGUUACGAGAGCGCUUCUCGACGAUGUGGUGGCCUGCGUCUGGAUCAUCAGCGAACUCCUUCAGACAUCUGAGCCUCUCGCACGUCUCGUUUUAUCAUGCCUCAAGGGGAUCCAAUCGAUGAGCGGCAAGGGUUUACUGGACCGAACGAAGGUUAGGCAAUUUGACAGAUAUUCACUCAUCGUUGGAAUGAUUGGCAAGCAUUGCAAACUAGACAGCCAUGAAGAUCGCUUCAAAUCCGAACCAUACUUGCCAAAGUGGAAGGGCUCUAUAUCGAAACUCAUCAUUGACGUUCUCGCUCCCUUUGCAAGCCCAUCCCAUCCUGUAGAUGUGAGACGACCGGCUUUGGACGCCAUUGGGCUUAUUUGCCAAUCGAACCCGAGAAAUUACGUGUCUGCUAAUGUGUACACGACAUUCCAACAAGCCUUUGAUGAACGCGUUCCGGUUUUAGAGUCGAUGAUCCUUCGAUCGUUCAGAGAAUUCCUUUUGGCAGAGGAAAAGCGAUCCGAACAAGCAGCCUCGUCAGCAAUUACCAACAAGGAUUCCGUUAAGAAGGACCUUAAGGUUAUGGGCAGCACUAGUUUUGACGACGUAGCCAGCGCCACUACUCAGCGGUUCCUCAAAGACAUCACUCGCAUUGCUCUCACAACCUAUGAUGACUACGCGUUUCUGGCCAUGGAGGUGUUGGCGAGUAUCAACCGACAAGGACUAGUACAUCCGAAGGAGACUGGGGUAACCCUCAUCACGCUUGAGACUUGCCCGGUCCCCAAAAUUUCAGAGCUCGCAUAUCACGAACACAGGGCGCUCCAUGAGAAAUAUGAGAGUGUGCUCGAAAGAGAAUAUGCAAAGGCCAUACAGUCAGCUUUUCAGUAUCAACGAGAUGUCAUCAAAGACCCACGAGGCGCAACGGAGAAUCCAUUAACAUCAAAGCUCUAUCUUCUGACCGAAGUGCUGAAGAUUAGCAAAUCUAAGAACCGCGUUAGAUUCCUCGAGAAACUUGUCGGACAAAUUGACUUUGAUCCUGCCAAGCUCGACGUAGAUGAUGGAUCAUCUUCCCAUAUCGAGUUUGCUCGCUUUAUAAUCGAAAAUGUUGCAUUCUUUGAGUAUGUAACUACUGGUGAGCUACAGGCUACGAUUAUUGCCAUGGAGAAACUUGUGACCGCAACAGGAUCCAGCGUCGCCCAAAGUAUCGAGUUUGAAAUUUUCCAAGUACGCAUGGAUCAGAUUCUCAACCCCCAACAACCCAUGGGUGAAGAACAACCUGUAGCCCCGACGCAACCUACUGUGGACCCUCAGCGGCUUCGUCAACUAGCAGCCGGCUCAAACAUUCUUCUUGCUCUAUGGGAAGUGCGCACGUACCUACGGCGAUUGUAUGGGCUCAGCAGCCGGCGUGAAAGCAACAAAGGCAAGGGUGCUUCAAAAGAUCUUGCCAAGCCCCCAGUCAAGGGUCCAGGGAUUAGCGGGGAUAAACUCUGGGAUGACAUUUCGCGAAUCAUGUCUACGAUGGACACCUCAGAGCAUAUGAUCCAGCAGUGCCGAUCUUUUGUAGAACUUUUGAAUGUUGAUAGUGAAGUCAAGGUGCCGGAUGAGGAUGAAGAGCUUGAUUUUGAAGGAGAUCCAACCAGUCCAGAUGCCGAGGAAGAGGAAACGGCGGAGACUGAUUCCCGCGGUCGCAAGAGAAAAGCAGGAGGUGGCCCGGGUGGUCGAAAGAAACGAGCGCGGUCCAAUUCAAAGCCAAGACCUCGAGGCCGGCCGAAGAAACAAAGUAUCGAGACGGUGGAGGUAGACAUGGAUGUCGAUAUGGGGUGGUCCUAAAAUUUGAGGUUCCUCCCUACAGCCUGGGCUUUUUCCCGUGGUACAUACCUAUAUUUUCAUUUCUGCGCUGAUACCCCCGGUCGUGAUAUACGCCAGUCUUAGGCAAGUAUUACAGAGAAAUCAAGGUAUAAGAAAGAGAGGACUGCAUUUACUGCAUGGCAAAGCAGACACGAUAUAAAAGUGCAUGGUAAUCGGCGUUUUGAUGAUAAGGGAAAAGGACAAGGAGUCGACGAUGCAUCUGAGAUUUACGGAGAUUUCCGGGCAUGAGCUGCAGAUAAUGUAGCGGAGAGGCAGGGAGAGGGCGGCUGAUAUUUGUGUCGGAUGGCCGUACAAAUUCGCUUUUUUUUUUCUAUGUGAUGAUACCUCGAUGUUGCUCUAUGUGGCGACCUAUGUACUAUUAGGAUUCAUUUGUUGCUGCUACUCUGUGUUGCUUUUCGCAGCCUGUCUAGGUACAAUACCUACCUAGCCUAGGUACCCACCACCUACCCGAAAGAAAGUAAUAGGGAAUGAUGAUGUGAAUUCCUUGGUGA